AUGGAGCAAAGAAAGAUGAGAAAACUCCAGAGAUCAACACAAUCUUCACAUGAUGAUAAUGAUAGAUCUCAAUCACAUGAUGAUAAUGAUGGAUCUCAAUCCAGAGACCAUAUUCCUCUCGAUCUAAUCGUUGAGAUACUCGUAAAACUGCCUGCAAAAUCGAUUGGGAGAUAUCGCUCCGUCUCUAAGCUAUGCUCUUCCAUCACCACCACUCCGUUCAUCAACUCGUUCCCGAGCCGGUGCUCGGCAUCAUCACGGCCUUGUGUUCUGCUAGCCUUCUGUAAACGCGACAAGCUGUUCGUGUUCUCGUCUCCGCUACACAAGAUUACUUGUUAUCCUGAUCAAGCGGAGAAUUAUCAAUAUACAAUCCCCAAUAAUGGUUGCUUUCGUCGUUACGAUUCCGUCCACGGCUUGGUUUACUUGGAAACUUAUACAGAGCUCACAAUCUGGAACCCUACCAUGAAACGCUUCUUCACUUUACCUAAACCUCAAGGCAGCCAAGGCAGAUACCAAACAGGAUUUUUGGGAUAUGAUCCUAUUGAUUGUAAAUACAAAGCACUGUGCAUUCUUACAGGCAACAAGAUUGGGAUUCUUACAUUGGGAGGUCAAGAAUCAUGGAAAAUACUAUCGGAAGGUUUCCCUAGGCAUUCUUGCAUUAUAAAAGAUUGUGGGAAAUGCAUUAAUGGAGUCAUGUACUAUGAUUGUUAUUUUGAAAAGAAGUGUGCCAUAAUGAGCUUUGAUCUCAGAUCUGAAAAGUUCAGUUUGAUUAAAUUUCCGAUGGACAAAUACUGCCGCGGUUCUCUUUUUGUAUCAUAUGAAGGAAGAUUAGCUUUGAUAAUAAGUUCUAUUGAUGGUGUUGAAUUAUGGAUUUUGGAAGAUGCAGAGAAUCACCAAUGGGUAUAUAAACAUAUUCAUUCACCUAAUCUUCCUUACACAAGAUGGACGAUGAAGGAAUGGACGCUGAAGGGUGUCACUGAUGUUGGUGAGUUUAUCUACAUUUAUACACCAAGUGCUACUUAUAGAUCUCCUACGGAACUUAGUUCUAGUAAUUGGCGUUUGUAUGAAUGGUUUCAUAUUGUGUAUUUUGAUCCGAAGAGAAACGGUUUAAGAGAAGUGAAGUUUCCAGGAAUUGCGUAUGACGAGUUUAAGCAACUUGGUGAAGUUCGAUACGAUCUUUUGAAUGACUCAAGUGUUGUACCAAAUCAUAUCGAGAGUCUCAUGUCGCUGUAA
Messenger RNA from Eutrema salsugineum, 1230 nucleotides. RefSeq names its product putative F-box protein At4g09190. The record is from RefSeq and is a predicted model, not a curated record. NCBI's taxonomy places the organism in Eukaryota, Viridiplantae, Streptophyta, Magnoliopsida, Brassicales, Brassicaceae. Gene Ontology annotation, molecular function: protein binding.